Lachancea mirantina is the source of this 1827-nucleotide messenger RNA. Lineage: Eukaryota; Fungi; Ascomycota; Saccharomycetes; Saccharomycetales; Saccharomycetaceae. The record is from the annotation of a GenBank genome assembly.
AUGUCAGAUAAUGCAAUUCAGUCCUUGCUGGAUAUGGGAAUAGAACGAGAUGUUGCCCUAGAGGCACUUUCAAGGACAAAUGGGGAUCUGGAAGCAUCUGUAAAUUACAUUUUUUCUGGGGAAUUGCCUAAUCAGCAUGUUGAGGAUGCCGGGAUUGCAACUGUUGAACCAGAUACUGUGAUGACUCCCGAAGUAGAAGUCAGCGUGGAUGCUAUGGAAGUAUCUCCUGGAGUCGAAGAUUUCGUGGAAGAUGUAUCGCAAGACGAACGUUCAGAAUACAGUGGGUCGUUAGAGCUCUCCAUGGCGCAGAUCAAAGAGCACGAGGCGGAUCCGGUAGUCUUCGUACCAGGUUCCCAAAAUGCAGUUUUGGAAAGCUAUUUUGCUUUGUUCUGUCUGGCUCUCAGCGAGAACAUUCCGCAUUAUUUUCUGCAAGCGGAUUUCGAAGACUUGAACUACAGCAGUGACUGGUAUAAAGGUCACUAUCGAAGGCCGUUAACGCGUCUGAAAUAUGACAAAGGCAGCAACGUCGUUGUCGUUCCUCAAGAUGAACUUUUUGGAGAAGACCUCGCGGUAAUUCAGCCAGAUUUACUCUGGCAAUUCCAGAAAUUCGUCGCUGUUCAAAACAGUCUUCAAAGUCUGCGAAGGUUCGUCACAUCCAACUUCUUCAGCAAAACCCUCGAACCGCAGGUAGUAGAGAGGCUAAAUACGUACGAACACCUGCAAGAAGUUUUGCCUAGUUUCAUCAAAAGUUUGGCCAAUGACACGGAAAUGUGUCCUGGUGCGCAGAAGCAAAUCAAAGACCUCUUUAUCUUCACGGCAAACUACACCCCGUCUCCGGAUUCGGAACCCAUCCAGACUUAUCUUUGUCUUCUACAUUUCAUGCCCGAGGAAUACGACUACAAUUUGUACAAAAUGUUUAACGGUCUUCUAUUCCCAGAAGAAGAUGAGGACGCAGAUUUUGCAGACAGCCAAAACUCCUUGUGCAGCGUAGCUCCAGUACUGACAGUAAUUUUCGAUGAAAUGGAUGAGAGCACAGAAAACACGAAGUUUGCUCAGGGCGUUGACGUGCCGUUUGAGUUCUACCCACAGCUAUACACCGCCAAGGCAAAAGAAAUGCUUAUAAGUGACAUUGUUUUGAAAAGACGUCAGACCCAACUUGAAAUCCGCCAUUUGCUGCGCAAUCUAAAUGAUCUCAAGAGUUUCCAUGGUAAGCACAUCAAUGCUUUCGUUAACAGCGCGCUGGAUUUCGCUUCCAAGCCGGGGCUUUUCCGCGAUGGCAGCGAUGCCACACAUGGAUCUCAGAAACUUUUUGACCUUCUACAGCCUGUAAAAGACCAGAUUUCCGACCAAAAAGCGACCAUCAUGACAGACUACAAAAAACUAUCUCACUUACUCAACACGGAGCUCAAUGUUUCAAAUCCGGAGGCGGGUAUCAUCGAGAAGGCAAAAGAACUUCAACUUAUUGACUCACCUUAUCUGCUUACAUUUGCCGCUUUGUCUCCGAGCCAUUACUAUAUUCGUAAGCGAGACGGCUCUUGGUAUAGAACUCUGUCAGAACCAGAGGGAAUGGGGUGCAACGUCACUAGGGUCGACCACAGUGCGGUACACGGUGCGAUAAAAGCGGCCACUCGUAUUCCCUCCGAGACGCCCUUGAUGUUCACCUUUUUUAAGGAAAGUGCCAUCGACACCGAAGAAUUGGUGCUACAAUCGCUCCAGAAAAACCAGGGUGCUCUGUCAUUUGCCCAAAAAGACUUCAAGGUGCUCCGGGAACUCGGUAUGGUAAUCGCAGAGCAACGAGGUACCUCCGAGAACCUCAUUGAGAUGUAA